CUCUCAUUUUUAUCUUCGAGCUCCCGAUCCGUCUACUCUUUCUCUAAAAUCUUAGCCAAAAAACCCCGGUCAAUCGAAUCCAUCUACUCUUUCUCUACUCCCAAAACCCUAACAAAGCCCCCAAUUUCUUCGAUCCAUCAAAGUUUCCGUCUUUUCUCUGAUUUCUUUGCCGUUAGGGUUUGAUGGCGGAGCCGUCCAAGGUCAUUCACGUCCGAAACGUCGGCCACGAGAUCGCCGAGAGUGAUUUGCUCCAGUUGUUGCAGCCGUUUGGAACCGUGACGAAAGUCGUGAUGCUGCGGGCAAAAAAUCAGGUUUUGUUUUAAGUGUUCUGAGCUACAGUGAGUAGUUAUUAUUGUAUAAAUUUUUAGAAACAUCCUAAACGUUGAAGGGUUUUAAAUAAGAGCCCCUGAACUUUGCACACGGAACAGAACAUCUGUACUUAUUGAGUGCAUUAAGUAAAGUUGUCAGGCUAGAACGUUCGGACAAUCUGAGCUACAUCUGUACUAUGCAAAAACCCACUCAUUAAAACCACUAGUAAAUCUCUAAUCCCCAAAUUCCCUCGUCAAAAACGCACAAAGAUCUCAUUUUUAUCCCCGAAAUCCCCCUUCCUCCUCAUGAAUCAAUCCAAACUCCUUAAAAUUAACCCCCACGAAUCGGAGAACCCACUCGAUCUCUCCCUCAAAGAAUCCUUCUCCCUCUGCCAAUCUCAAUUGAGACCCCCAUUCCCUUUAAAGAUCCCAUCCCCAACUGAAUACUCUCAUCUCAAUCUUGCCCUAAUUUACGGAACCCUAACUGAGCCCAAUCUCGCCAAAACCCAUAUAACCCAUCUCCACGCUAUCGUUGUUGAUGGGUACAAGCUCUUCACGACCACUCUCAUCAACCUCACCAACCAAAAUUACCAUAAACUCCCCGAAACCCCAAGAGCCCAGCUCAUCUGGGUCACAUCCCAAUUAGUUCAAGUGUCUGCAGUGAAAGUUGAUUCCUUGUUGAUUUCUCUAUUGAGGCAGAUCUCUGGUGGGGAUUUCUCUGAGCCCAACUUGUGGUUAUGCGUUAAACUUCUCGAAAUUUUCGAUCAAAAUUGGGAUCGGUUGUUGGAUGAGCAGCCAUUGGUAUUGAAGAGUGCAGUGUUUGUGUUUCUCAGGUUGUUAUCUGAUCAUUACAGGUUGGUGGGUAUUGGGAAUUUGGAUGAUUUGAAGAGGUUGGAGGCUGAUUUUUGUGUGAAGGCAUUGAGGCAACGCUUUGCUUUGUGUAUGAAAAUUGGUAGAGAUUUGGUUAGGCUGCUGCAGGAUUUGGUUUUUAUCCCGGAAUUUAGAGAAAUUUGGAAAGAUUUGUUGUUUGAUCCUAGUAAAUUUCAGGUACCGGGCUUUACAGAUAUUUCACAGUUGUAUUGUGUGAGGACUUCAAGUCAGUAUUUUUUGCUAAGAAUUAGUCCUGAAAUGGAGACCCACUUGAGAUUUUUGCUUACUCAUGUGAAAUGGGGGAAUCAGAAGAGAUAUCAAGCUUGGUUUGCUAAGAAACACUUAAGUUUGCCCGGUAGUGAAACUGUUAUUAUUGACAUUGUUCGGUUUAUAUGUUGUGCUCAUCAUCCUUCGAAUGAGAUUAUUCAUUCAGAUGUUAUAUCAAGAUGGGCAGUCAUUGGUUGGCUUCUGACUUGUUGUAGGAAGAACUAUUUUCUGGCAAAUGUGAAGCUUGCUUUGUUCUAUGAUUGGCUGUUCUUUGAUGAGAAGGUGGAUAAUAUUAUGAAUAUAGAGCCUGCAAUGCUCUUGAUGGUGAAUUCUUUGCCACAAUAUGUUGAUAUCACUCACACCCUUCUGGAGUUUUUGUUUCUGUUAGUCGAUAAUUAUGAUGUUCAUCGAAAGGAAAUGAUUGCUAGGGGAGCAUCGACAUCAUUUGGAAUACUUGUGAGGAAAGGAGUGAUUCGAUCUUUGGAGCCUCUUAUUUCUUGUAGUUUGCUUUCACCAUUGCUCAGAGAGAGGCUCAGCACUUUUGUUUCUACUUCGAACCUUGGAGUUGUUAUGAAGGGUUCAUCUGAUUUUUGCAGUAGGCAGUUAGAGAGGACUCGUGUUGCAGAAUGCCAUGUAGAAGUUAGUAAGUAACAUCAGUGAGAAUGUUAGAAGCUUUUGAAGACGGCUUUUUUCUUAAUUCCGUUUGUAGCACUACCAGUUGGUAGGCUUGAUUCUGUAAAUUGUUUGAAUUUAAUAUCAUCGGAUUUUAGGAAUUCUUUGAUUCUCAA
Asparagus officinalis (garden asparagus) is the source of this 2233-nucleotide messenger RNA. Its product is annotated as integrator complex subunit 3-like. Bases 615 to 2096 code for a protein of 493 amino acids. Lineage: Eukaryota; Viridiplantae; Streptophyta; Magnoliopsida; Asparagales; Asparagaceae. The record is from RefSeq and is a predicted model, not a curated record. Gene Ontology annotation, cellular component: cytoplasm. The transcript is spliced from 2 exons.